AUGACUAAAAAAGCACUUAAAGCGUUAGAAAAAGAGCAAGCGGCAUCUGCAGCCGCUGAAGCUGAAAGAAUUAGAAUGCAGAUGAUUAAAGAUAUGCAGGAAGAGAUACGAUUAGAAAAGUACAAUACGGAGAGACAAAUAUUGCUCGAUGAACGCGAGGCAGCAAUGCGAAAAGUUCAAUUAGAAGAGACAUUGUCCGUGCUUCACGAUUACAAAAGUGCAUUUAUGAAAUACUUAUUUGCCUCCGAAAAAGAAGAAAAUUGGACUAGAUAUAUGACUUGCGACGGAUUGCCAGAUCCUGGCAGUUUGUCCGAAAUGAAUACUUUUUUAUUUUUAUGGUCUAUGGAAGACGAAAAAGUUAACAUGAACAAAUUUAUUACGAAAUUCAAUAUCAUUAUUUAUCUGUUGACGAAACUCAACGAAAUAAUAGAAUUCUCUUUAAUUAGCUCACCAGAUUAUAGAAUCGAAUGCAAGAUGAUUAGACAGCGAUUUCGUGAAAAGCUUCAAGAAUGGAUAAAUGCAGCGUGUUACUCUCUUUUGCGUCAGAUAGACAGGGAUAUGGUUCGCGAGAGCAUAAAAACAGCAAGAUACACUAACAUUUCCGAUCAAAUCAGUUGUUGUAUUUGGGUCUUGAUAAAAUUGCCUGUUCCACUUCAACAAGUCACCGAAAAAGAUAGAAAACCUAUUGAAGUUUAUUUCAAGGAAAUUGAGCUGACUGUUAAAAUGCCUUUAGACAUUGAUUGUUAUUGUAUGGCAAUACGAGCAUUGUGGGUAAAGUAUGAUCAUUACUCUGAUUCUUCGAGAUCGUAUAUUAUGCCAAAACUUCCAGAAGAAUAUGAAAGCAUGUAUACCAUAGAUUUUUUAACCUAUUGUCAAAAUGAAUAUACUACGAAAUUAAAGAUACGUGAAGAGCAGGUUGAAGGCCGUCGCCUUCGAUUGGAAGAAAAAAAUGCUGUACUUGAGAAAAUGGAGAACCCGCCAGUUCUGGUACCUACAAAGCCCGAAAGAAAAGGAAAACAACAAAAAAAGCCGGAACGAAUUCAAGGAGCGAAACGUCCAGAGCAAGAACAAGAAUCAGAACAAUUAUCUUAUCUGCCUACACCAGAUGAAAUUAUUUUACAAAGAGAAGAUGAAACUCGAAAAGAAAUUAGAAAACUGCUAUUCACACGCUGCGAAAAGACAGAGAUAAAUUUACGAAAAUACAGGAUACUUGGUGGCGUUUUACACAUCGAUUUAGUUUAUCAGCCACCGCAACCAAAGGAUAUGAAAAGAGAUACUAUGCUUACCACAUUGCAAAUUCCUAAAGAAUUAAAAUCUGUACAAUUUUACAAGCCAUAUAAAGCGCCACCUCCGGCACCGGAUUCUGAAAGAACACCAGAAGUAAUCGAAGCAGAAAUGAAAGCUUUGGAGGCCGCAAUGGAGGCAUUGGCUCUAGUAACUUUAAAACUUCCCAGCUCUAUUAUUUGGUUUGAACCACCAUUAGUGGCACAUUGGAUACCUGAGAAGAAAAUAUGGUCUACACAGGAUGUACACGAUAUAAAAUACAACGAGGAAAAGCAAACUAUCACGUUUAGGACUGGCAGAUUAGGUGUCCAUGGUCUCGCAACCUUUAAAUUUAUUAACAUCCCUUUCCAAAGUUGGGAGCUCAAGCCUGAAAUUAGCAGAAACGUACGCGGUGGUAUUGUGCUCAAUGUGUCCGCUGCCAUCGUUCAAGCAGAAUUUGUAGUCAGGGAGGACUUGGUCUGCUUAAAUUCGUUAGCUGGAGGUAUGUCAACGGCACUUAAAGAGAUUAUUGGAAAAUAUAUGAAGCUGCAUAUCUUGAUUGAGAAGAUGCGCGAUGCUGGAUGCGAUUUGUUUCCAGAGCGAGACGCUUUCAGUUUUCUUCCGAUAAAACAUCCAGUAACUGAGAGGCAUCUACGAGAAUGCAUGGCUUUACUUUGCACAGCAUAUACAUUCUCCUGGUCGCGCUGGAACGCUAGUCGACAUUCAAGAGAAAUCGUAAUACAAUUCAAGGAACUCCACGGAUGUGUUGCAAAAGAGCGAUCAAAUUUAACUCUUUUGGUAACUCCUUUGAAAACAGUGAUAGUAUCCUGCACCGAAGUGAGCUCGGAAUUUUCCAAUGUACCGUUAGAUGGUGAGAACUCGAAGUUUUAUGCUGAUCUUUAUCACUUGGCACUAAAGGGCGCUGGAAUCAAAAGCCAUAUAUUAAUGAAAAAUAUCUCUUUCAAACUUGUCAGUACCGUCGCAGAACUUUUAGGUCGCACUAAUGUAAUCAACAUGUCAUCUUAAAAAUUAAUUUUAAUCAAACAAACAAGUAAAUAGCAUCUUUUAGUAGAUGUAUUCACAGACUCACUCACAUGUAUUCACUCGUAUAAA
Messenger RNA from Mycetomoellerius zeteki, 2376 nucleotides. RefSeq names its product axonemal 84 kDa protein. The transcript is spliced from 14 exons. Gene Ontology annotation, molecular function: microtubule binding; beta-tubulin binding. Lineage: Eukaryota; Metazoa; Arthropoda; Insecta; Hymenoptera; Formicidae. Gene Ontology annotation, cellular component: axoneme. The record is from RefSeq and is a predicted model, not a curated record. Bases 1 to 2289 code for a protein of 762 amino acids.